Toxorhynchites rutilus septentrionalis is the source of this 5360-nucleotide messenger RNA. It is a transcript of the gene Pex23, whose product is annotated as tectonin beta-propeller repeat-containing protein. The coding region runs from base 379 to 4356 and encodes 1325 amino acids. Gene Ontology annotation, molecular function: carbohydrate binding. The record is from RefSeq and is a predicted model, not a curated record. NCBI's taxonomy places the organism in Eukaryota, Metazoa, Arthropoda, Insecta, Diptera, Culicidae. The transcript is spliced from 6 exons. Gene Ontology annotation, cellular component: membrane.
CAGUCACAGUGGCUGUCUUCCUCACGCAAAAUCGAUUUCAGAAGUGCAUUGUGCAGUUUGGCGAAAACAUUGAUUGGGAACAGUGUAUAUUAAUUGAUAUUUGGCUGAAAUUGUGAAUACUUUUUAGUUUCUGUGAUUGUAUUUUGUGAUUCUUUUUAACCCCCAAAGCAGUAUUUAUAGAUAGUAAAAUUAAAAGUAGUCUUGUGAAGUUCUUUCGGAUUUUUUCUUUUUUUCAACGUGAUUCAGUGUUAUCGAUCCGCCUUGAAGUUUUUUUUUACUAUCGGAAAUGUGUUGAACUUGCUGGCUUGUGAUAUUCGCAUAUUUUAUCGCUCAGAACUCAUCAGUAUUCUGCCGGCGGCUGACAGACGAUAGGAAAUAAUGCCGAGUACAUUGCUGUUUGCGAACAGCAAUGAAGGUCGCGUCUAUGCACUGUCUACGGCGGGUUCCGCCUGGCGUGAGUUCCUUUAUCUGGGGCUGGAAUUCAAACGAAUCUCUGUCGUGCCACACUUUAUGUGGGCGAUUGGCGGAGAUCGCCAAGUUUACGUCCACGUCUAUGGGCUGGAUAUACCGAUCCGUAUAAAGGAAGAGGCUUACGAGAACGAACGAUGGCUUCCGAUUGAGGGAUUCUCCAGCAGAUUGCUCCCGACGGAUCGAUAUCAUUUCUCGAACGCAGAUGGGACCGUCGAUAGGAAUAUUGACAAAAUUAGGCUCCCAUCGAUGGCCUGGCAAUGGGACGGAGAGUGGCAACUUGAUCUCACCCUGGACGGACAACCGCUGGAUCACGAUGGCUGGACGUAUGCCGUUGACUUUCCGGCGACGUAUCAUCCGCAGAAAAAUUGGAAGUCUUGCGUACGGCGGAGGAAAUGGGUUCGCUUCCGAAGAUACUGUGCACUUAAUUCCUGGUGCGCGGUUGCUCCACUUCAUAAAGAUCCUACCCAGGAACCGUUUAUAGAUGUCGCUAUAAAUGGUAGUAAUGUUCCGGGAGCCGCACCGGGAUCGCUGCAUGUUUGGGCUGUGACUGCCCAUGGAAGGGUGAUGUUUCGCUCAGGAGUCAGCACGACUUCCCCGGAGGGUUUGCGAUGGACCGCAGUGAGUACUCCAUCGGGCUGUGAGGUCGCUCAGAUUGCUGUUGGGCCAACAGGUCUAGUGUGGGCUUCACUGUACAACGGAAGAGCUAUAGUACGCACAGGAGUGACCAGAGAUGCACUGAUGGGAACAACUUGGCUGGAAGUGAAGCCCCCUGGUAUCAAUCUCAAAAUAAGCCAAGUAUCGGUGGGAACUAACUCCGUAUGGUGCGUCACCAACGAUAAUCACGUUUGGUUUAGACGGGGUGUCCACGGAGAGGCGUCGGGAAUCAGUGAAGAUGCAGCAAUUGGCAGUGGCUGGGUGGAAAUGGUGGGAAACAUUUCCUAUGUGUCCGUUGCACCUAACGAUCAGGUAUUUGCCGUGGGAUCCGAAGAUCGAGCGCUUUACUUCAGAUCAGGAGUGUCAAAGUCUGAUCCAACAGGGAAAAAAUGGCGUCUUAUACAACUACCUCUGCAAAUGAGUCGUACUUCCAGUAAUUUCUCACUUUCUAGCCGACGAAGCGGAAGUGAAUCUCCCUCUACCAAACAUCGUAGCUUGAGCAGCCUGUACAAAGAGAAACGACAACAGGAAAAUAUCUCGCUGUCGGAUAAUGUCGAGGAGACGUCCCGCUCGGCACCUACCGCAAAUCCAAAAAAUCGGCCGGAGCUAUGGCACAAACCGGAAAUUUCGCCCGAUGCGAUCGCUACCAAAGCGGAAUCUCAGCUUGCGGCAAGUUUGGUGGAGAAAAAAGUAACCAGAAAUCUUUCGGAGGAAACAGUUGUAGCGUCAAGCGCACCACUGAAUGAGAUUUAUGAAAUCUCAGGCAAGCAACUGAAGAAUUCACGAGCCUGGAGCCCCGUCAGAAGCGUUGGCUCAGUUGUGGGUACCGAGGCCCAUCCGGAAACUGAUUCAAGCGUAUUCGAAGGUGAAAGCUCCCGGGAUUCCGGGGUGUUCGGAGAAUAUGAAGAACACGGUGGGUCACAAAACUGGACGGAGUGCGAGGUUCUGUGGAUUGGUUGUGCCGCAGGUGCUGUAAGCGUCGAUCCGAAUCAGCUGCCAAAUUGGUUCAACGAUAGCUUCGGUAAUGGGAACCAGGAGGAGCUGACCCAGCCGUGGCGUAUAAAAAUAUUGGAUGACCUGAAGCAGCGCCCGCCAGGGCCACUGGGGGAGAGCGAGUUUGCAACUUACGAGAAAGCAAUAGAGAUGUCCUCUUGGGUUAAAUCUGGUGAAGCUCGUGCCGCCAAAUCGGGUCAUGCGUUUGAGGACUGUCUGAUCGAGCUGGAGUGGGUCAACAACCAUGGCACGGGACUAGAUUCGGGCACGCUAACAAUACUGAAUUCGGAUGGAAUAACUACCAAGAUGCAAUUUUCCCUUUCUGAAAUCAUGUGCGUUAUGUGUUGCAGCGAACCCGGCUCGCCCAGGUUGGCAAUUCAUGCGCCCCGACUGCCACCGGGAUCGUCCCCGAUAAAGAUUCAGUUCAGCGGUGAUACCGACCUGGAGGAUUGGAUAUCCCAUCUUACCUCGGUUUGUUGCCAAAUCAAUGAGGUUCACGGGAGACCCUCGCAAAGAUCUGUGUGGAUCACCUCGAACAUGGGAGACGUGUUUGUGUUCGACCCAUCCAACCUGGAGGCUGUGCAAUGGCGCGGUGAGCAGAAGGUCUUCCAGCAAAAAAUUGAUCUUUCAGCUGCGGAAACGCCGUAUUUGACUUCGUUGAGUAAUGGAAUGAUUGUGGGCUCCUGCCUGGAAAUAUCGGGCUUUGUGUAUGACGACGCCGACCAGAUACGAUUCGACUUGCAGAGUUCGCCGACGGUUCGGGCGCGUCACAAGAUGGAAUCACAGCGGAACAUUCCGUUGCACAUUAAUCCACGCUUCAACGAGAAAAUCACCGUGUUCAACUCGAUGGAGUCCUCCCACUGGAUCGAGGAUGAGAAACGAGACGGGCGUAUGCUGUUCUCUCCCGGGGCGGAAUUUAAACUUGUGAUAAGGUCUGAACCUGACGGCUUCCGGAUCACAGUUAACGACAAGGAAUAUCCCUUAUACAAAUACAGAAAUGGACUUGCACCGGAAACGGUUUGCAGUCUGUAUAGCAGCGGACGGGUGAAAAUCUUUUCGAUUGUUUACGAGAGCCCGAAAUUGAUUGUUCCCCUGCGAGAUGUCUUCUGGCGACAAAUAGGAGGACAUCUGCGCAGGGUUCAAUCAUGUAAGGCAGGUAUUGUGUGGGGGAUAGGGUAUGACAAUACUGCGUGGGUUUAUACGGGCAGCUGGGGAGGUGCUUUUCUCAAAGGUCUCGAGACUGGCACUCAAAGUAUCAACACGAUGACGGACACACACAACUAUCCAAUUUAUGAGAACCAGCGAUGGAAUCCGCUGUCGGGAUUUUCGACCACUGGAUUACCAACCGAUCGGCACACGUGGAGCGAUAUCACAGGGAAACACAAGCGCAGCAAAGAACACACCAAACUGUUGUCCAUGCACUGGCAAUGGGUUAGCGAUUGGUUGGUAGAUUUUCACGUUCCAGGUGGAGUGGAUCGAGACGGAUGGCAGUACGCGGUGGACUUCCCGGCUAGUUAUCACUCGAAGAAACAAUUUACCGACUACGUUCGCCGAAGGCGCUGGUACCGGAAGUGUCGUCUAAGCACCACUGGACCAUGGCAAGAAGUUGGAAAUUCAAAGAUUGUGGAUGUGUCGCUUCAGCCAGACAGUGAAGAAACGGAUUGCACCGUAACGGUUUGGGCAGUCGCCGCCAAUGGGGAUGUGCUGUACCGACGGGGAGUCUCACAAUCGCUGCCAGCGGGUACCGGUUGGGAACACGUGGCAUGUGACCAGCCGCUAGUCAGUGUAAGUUGUUAUGAGAACAAAGUUUGGGCUAUUGGGAAGAAUGGCUCCGCCUAUUGGCGCUGUGGCAUUUCGAAAGAAAAUCCGUUAGGCAGCAAGUGGUUACCAAUCGAGCCCCCGGGUGGAGUCACUUUCAAACAAAUCUCGGUAGGUAAAGCAGGAAUUUGGACAGUUGAUACGACAGGUCGACUGUCUGUGAGGAAGGAAAUCACUGCCACCUUCCCCGAGGGCAGUCACUGGCAGUUACUCGCUAACAUCCAGAAUGAUCCUCCCCAUUAUGAGGGAAACGUUGGCUUCAAGAACGUUUCCGUUGGGGAGCACGUGUUCGCCGUAUCUCAGUCGGGAUAUAUAUGCAAACGGAGUGGAAUCUGUGUGGAAAAUCCCGCUGGUACUGGAUGGUCGCUUGGAAUACAGGGCAAUUGGCAUUAUGUCAGCGUAAACGGAUUCUACGAGUAAAGUAGAAGUGAUAUUGCUCUUCACCAUGGAACAACAAUAAGUCAAUGCUUCUAAUCAACUAGUAAUAGUGUUCUAUCCAAAAAAAAAACUGACCCAAAGUAUUAAGGCUGCUCGAGGCUACUAAAAUGUAUCAGUUAAAGUCAUAAUUACCGAUAACCGUCUAACAUAACAAAUAAAACAAAAGGGCUUGCAAAAGAUUCUUUGUCUUCUUUGUCAAUUUAAUAUAGACUGGAAUGGGUUAGUUGAAAUAGGAAGGAAACGGCGGCUUUCCGCCAAAAACAAAGCCGCUAAACCGCUAAUUACAUUUCCAUGAUGUUUCACGGGUUGGCACUCGGGUUCACCAAUACAACUAUACUGAACUGUCAAGUUCCGAGUAUUGUUUUAGAAAAUCUAAAAAUAGAGACUAUGAAAAUGGAAAACUUGCUGCUCUUGCUUUUGUAUUAUUUGAAUCGUAAUCCAAUUCGGAUUCUGAUUUUGAAGAGUAUAUUCGUGUAGACGGCAUUAAGCUCCGUGUGCUUUCAUUGGGAGGCGAAAAUUAUUAUGGAUAUUCAGGAGGAAUAAACAUGCUCUCAAAAUCAAAAUUAGGAAUGAAAAUUUACUUUAACGUAUCGAAUAUUUAUUUUAUGUGAUGAAAUAAGAGUGUUUUUUCCGAUUCUGCGAUACAUUGAACGAAAACUGUAUCUAAUGAUGAUUUUAUAUUAUAAUAGUAAUUAUUUGUGGAACAAACAGGAAAUGCAUUGACAAAUGGUUAAGUGAGUGUCAGGACUACAUGUGUUAGGUAAUCAAACAAUAUGAAGUAAAAAUUUUCAUUCAAACUUUUAUAUUUUUACACUGCACUUGGCCCUUCUGAUCUUAUAGAGAAUACUUUACCUCCCAAGCACUAAUAUCUCCACCAGACGUCGACACUGUACAUUUGUCGUCGCAAAUAUAAACAAAUCAGACUAUACAACGCACACCAACAAACCACCGCAUUCGUGAAACUGAAAACGUUUUUUUAUUACAGA